UCCUCUCCAACGAGAGCAGCAGCAGCAGCCAGGCGCGCGCUCGACGCUCCCAACGUCUCGUGGCAACGAGUCGGGCGUUACAGAGAGAGAGAGAGAGAGAGAGAGAGAGAGAGCUCUAGGAGGUCACAUUGCGCGCCUGCGUGCCUGCCUCGACCGUCGAGCGUUACGGCCAUGGCGACCAGCACCUCGUGGGCGGAGCGGCUGGGCGCGCACCCCGUCGGGCUGAGGGGCGCGGCGCUGAGCUGCAAGGCGCGGGCCGAGGGGCGGCCCGCGCUGGCCUUCCCGGCGGCUCGGGAAUUCAAGCAGGCCGGCGCCAGGGCGAGCGCGGGGCCCGCGCGGGAGGCGGUGAAAUUGGCGGCGUCGAGCCUGGCCGCGUUCGGGCUCUCGGCGCUGCUGCAGUUUGCGCCGCUGGGCGCGCCCUCGGCGCUGGCCAACGAGUCGACGGUGCUGAAUUUCGGGCCGCCCAAGGACGGCUAUGUCGUGGACGACGCGGCCGUGCUGAAUCGCGUGACCAAGGCCGAGCUCAAAGCGGUUCUCAAGGAGCUCGAGGACACCGACGGCUUCCACAUCGACAUGAUCACUCUGCGCAAGCUGACGAGCAAGGCGGACGCCUUCGAAUUCGCCGACGCCGUGCUCGAGAAGUGGUACCCGACUAUCGAGGAAGGCAACAAGAAAGGAAUCGUGCUGCUGGUGACCACUCAAAAGGAGGGCGCCGUGACGGGCGGCCCCGCCUUCGUCAAGGCCGUGGGCGACCAGGUUCUGGAGGCCGUGACCACCGAGAAUCUGCCCGUCUUGGCCGUGGAUGAGAAAUACAACGAGUCGUUCAGCAGCACCGCCAAGCGACUGAUCGCUGCGAUCCGAGGCUUGCCCGACAUUCCGGGGCCCAAGUUCGAGGAGUCCAAGAGGGAGUCCAAUUUCAAGACCAAGGAGGAGACCGCGGAGAAGAGGGGCCAAUUCUCCGCCGUCGUCGGUGGUCUUCUCGUCAUCGCCUUCGUCGUUCCAAUGGCUCAAUACUACGCCUACGUCUCGAAGAAGUGAGGAAGCCCUGUACACUAGAUUUUCCACCUCGGUAGCUGCCGCCACUUUUUUGAUGCCAAGACUUCUGAUGCCGACGGUACCUUCUGUUUUUUACGUUACGAGUUUCAUGUACCAUUCUACCUAAUUAGACAUUUGACGACUAUUCCGGACCCCUUCUCGCGGGUGCUUCGCAUUGUACCUCUUCCAUUGAAUGAACUCAGGAAUCGAGAAAAUAUGCAAGAGUACUCCUGAUACUCAUCUGGACCUUAAAUAUUCUUACUUGUAUUCCCCUCAAGCUAUAUUCUGUGUUCUGUCUGUAUCUUAUGUCGGAGACGGAAACUCCUUUUGUCCCCUCACUUCUCCGAAUCCGUCCGGUCCACCCCUCCUCGUCCACAUUCUUACGGACUAUCUCCUGGCCGUAUCACACGAAUGAAACAAAUGUCCUCAAAUACUUCCUAAAUGCUGUACCUUCACGGUAAUUAGAGAACCUAGCAUGCUUGUCCUGUUUAAAUCGCAAUCCUCAUACGUAGCUGCGACUGACCUCACACGUGGC
Marchantia polymorpha subsp. ruderalis is the source of this 1570-nucleotide messenger RNA. Lineage: Eukaryota; Viridiplantae; Streptophyta; Marchantiopsida; Marchantiales; Marchantiaceae. The record is from the annotation of a GenBank genome assembly.